Molecule: messenger RNA, 2058 nt
Organism: Penicillium cinerascens
Lineage: Eukaryota; Fungi; Ascomycota; Eurotiomycetes; Eurotiales; Aspergillaceae
Product: glycoside hydrolase family 154 protein
Exons: 1
Coding region: 1-2058 (685 amino acids)
Source: RefSeq, a predicted model, not a curated record
AUGCCACCACUUCGCGGUUUUUCGGAUAACAGGUUUCGCGACCGAAAAGAUGCACUCACAGCGACGAAUGCUCUCAUCCAUGCACUCGAACCUUACUUCUCACCCGGAAAUGCACGCGUCCAACUACCAGUUUACUCCGGAGCCCACUUUGAUGAAAUAGCCGCGCAGUUGGAAGGAUUCGCUCGACCGAUUUGGGCCGUAGCGGCAGCGGUGGCGAAAUCCUCAAACAUUCUUGAUUCGGGGAUCUUUUCCUACGCUGAGCGGCUAGUUGAAGGGCUUGUAAAUGGAGUAAAUCCAAAUCAUCCCGAAUAUUGGGGUGCGAUAGGGGACUGGGACCAACGGAUGGUGGAAGCCGAGCCAAUAUCUUUUGCGCUGCUGAUAGCACCGAAGACGUUCUAUGACCCAUUGUCGGAUCAAAGUCGCUCACAUUUAACUCAAUGGCUAUCUGGACUCAACGGCAAGGUAAUGCCGAUAAAUAAUUGGCGCUGGUUCCGGGUAUUUUCCAAUCUCGCUCUUAGCCGAGUAUGCGGAGUGCCUUAUGAAGACGUCAAAGCCUAUAUCGAAGCCGAUUUCACCGUCCUUGAGCAAUUUGAACUGGGCGAUGGCUGGUCGGCGGAUGGAAUCUGGAGAAAAGAUGAUGUUUCCGGUCAUGAGUCUUACAGUCGACAGGCAGAUUAUUACUCCGGAAGCUUCGCCCUUCAGUUCAGUCAAUUGCUUUACUGUAUCGUCGCGGAAGAUUCCGAUCCGGAGCGUGUCUCUCGAUACAGACAGCAGGCGAGGGAGUUUGCAAGUCAAUUCUGGCGCUUUAUCGAUGAGGAUGGUGCUGCCAUUCCCUUCGGGCGCUCGUUGACUUAUCGAUUCGCCAUGGGUGCAUUCUAUGCAACGUUUGCCCUGGCCAAAUGCUACGAUCCUUCGAACCGCUACACAACUGCAGGAUUUACCAAGGGGAUGCUUCUGCGACAUCUCCGGUGGUGGGCGUCACAUUCGGCGGAUAUGUUUGCGGCGGACGGUACCUUGACCAUUGGAUAUCUGUACCCGAAUAUGUUCAUGUGCGAAGAUUACAACUCGCCUCAGUCUCCAUAUUGGGCCAUGAAGUCGUUCGUGGUUCUGGCAUUAGAGGCAGAUGAUGAAUUUUGGACUGCAGCCGAAAUACCACAUCCUCUUUCCACCUCGAGCGAGGAUUCGGCGGUUUCUGGGGUUGAGCUGGUGCCUGCGCCGUCUCAAAUCCUCUGCAAUCAUCCUCGAGGUCAACAUCAUUUCAUGCUCUCUGGAGGUCAGUUUUGUGCGUGGCCUCUUAAAGCCACGCAAGCCAAGUACAGCAAGUUUGCGUACUCUUCAGCUUUCGGAUUCAGUGUCCCGACGGGAGAAUUAUUGACGCAGCUUGCUCCGGACAACACCCUUUUCGUUAGCCGAGAUGACGGAGAAACUUGGGCUACGCGAUGGGAGACGAUUGGCAAUCCUCGGGUCAAAUCUCUUUCAUUCCACGGCACGGAGGUACAGUGCCUUCAAAGCACUUGGAAGCCUUGGAAAGCAGGUGGUAUCGAAAUCAUGACUACGCUUAUUCCACCGUGUAAUGAAUGGCCAGACUGGCAUAUUCGAGUUCAUCGCAUCCGGUGCACCAAGCGUGAUUCCGGUCAUUCACGACUCAGUCUUGUCGAGGGUGGGUUUGCAAUUCAGGCAAAACAACCUCGCCGAAUGUGUACUCUCAACGGGGACUGGGCCAAUACGUCUGAACACGGUGGAACACUUGAAACUAGUCUCAGCUCCAUCUCACUUGGUGUCGCUGGCGUUAGUGGUGCGAGGAAUCUUCUCGAUCCAGAGGGAACGGUCGAGGGCAAGAUUCUGAAGUCGGAUCCAAACACGAACUUGAUUGAGCCGAGAGCACUUAUCCCGAUUAUCAAACAUACGAUCGAGUUUGCGCCUGGGGAGGAGAAGACUAUUGCUACUGGGGUGUUCGCCAUUGCUGGUCGAAACAAAGUCCUCACUCGAGAGGAGAUGUGCCGAAGAUGGUCUCGGCAUCCUCAUUUGACGGCGGAAAUGUUGAAUGGAUUACAGUAG